Messenger RNA from Oncorhynchus mykiss (rainbow trout), 6384 nucleotides. The record is from RefSeq and is a predicted model, not a curated record. NCBI's taxonomy places the organism in Eukaryota, Metazoa, Chordata, Actinopteri, Salmoniformes, Salmonidae.
CCAUUUGAAUUAUUGCGUUCAGGGAGUUUAUGCCUGAUAUGUGGGAGAGAAAAAAAACGGUCAAUUUGACUGUUUCGUAGAAGCUCUCAGGAAAAUUGUACUAAAUGGUUUAUUUGCGUAGAGUUUUGUAGCUUUACCAAACCAACAUAGCGGCUAGCCUAGCUAGCAUUAUUUCAUGGCAUCUUUCCAACUCACCUUAUUUGUUGUGAUAUCUACAGCGAUUCAGCAGUUCCAGCUAACAAGCUAGCUCAGGGUUAGCAUAACUAGCUAACUGACGUUCAGUAGGAAACAUAGCUACACACAGAUAGCUAGGUGAACGUGCCGGGUGCUUGCUAACUUCUCUCAUUUCGUGCGUCCUUGCGAUUUAAUCGAAAUAGUUUCUCUGACGAACUUUUUUCUAGUCAACAAACAAUGCAUUUCUACAACAAGACUAAUGUUUAUUCCAUGAAUUUGACAAGAAGAUAGCUAGCUAACUUUGCUGGCUAACACCGCCUGGCUAGCUUCAGCUUGCUCGUUUUUGGUAACGUUACUCUUUGUUUUGACAAAGGACUUGACAUUUUUUUCUUCCAUAUUUGGAAUAUACCUGAGACAUUUUGUAUUUCCUGGGCCAUGUCUCCCCAGAAGCACGGUUCUUCUGACGGCGGCAACAACGUAUCGGGUCCCGUUGUGGGAUACGUUGGUACCGGUGGCGGCAGAGCGAACGGCCGUGUCUACCACCACCAGACAACUGCAGCUGUGAUGCCCGCAGCCAAGAAGCCGAAAAUGGAACUGGUUCAAGCCGAUCAUGAGUUGUUCUUGCAGGCAUUUGAAAAACCGACCCAGAUCUACAGGUUUCUCAGAACAAGGAACUUGAUAGCGCCCAUAUUUCUGCACAGAAGCCUCACCUACAUGUCCCACAGAAACUCCAGAACCAACGGCACACGGAAGUCCUCCAGGGUGGAUCACCUGCUGUACAGAGUGGAGAAGAAGAGGGCUGAGCAGAAGGCACACAGCCUGGCUUCACACCUGCAACUCACCUUCACUGGGUUCUUUCAUAAAGUCGAGAAGUCAUCCGUAGCCUCAGAGAAUGAGCAGAACUCUGUUUCUCUAGAGGUGCUGCUGGUUAAAGUCUGUCACAAGAAGAGGAAGGAUGUGAGCUGUCCAGUGAAGCAGGUUCCUACAGGGAAGAAACAGGUGCCUCUGAACCCAGACAGCAGCAGUCCCAGCAGUCAGCCCAAGCCGGGCUCCUGUCCUUCUCUGGUGGUGUCCAGUAGUGAGUUUGAUGCCAGCAACGGCCACACGGUUAAGUCCUACUCCCUGUUGUUCAGAGUGUCUGGACCAGGCAGGACGCAGCACAGCGGACUGGUCAAUGGACCGACCAAUGAGAAUAUAGAGGAUGUGUGUAACAGGAAGAAGAGAAGCUCCACCGUCAGACAAGAAGAAGUUGGAGAAACGACGUUCGUAGCUCAGAUGACUGUGUUUGAUAAGAACAGGCGUCUGCAGUUGUUAGAUGGAGAGUAUGAGGUGUCUAUGCAGCAGAUGGUGGACUGUCCUGUCAACAAGAAGAGAGCCACCUGGGAAACGAACCUGGAUGGAAAGCUCCUCCCUCCGUUUGAGACGUUCUCCAAGGGUCCUACUCUCCAGUUCACACUGCGUUGGACAGGCGAGCCCAGUGAUAGGUCGACGGCCCCUGUGGCCAAACCCCUCGCCACGCGGAACGCUGACGCUAGCAGCCUGACCUCUGACCCUAAGCCCUGCUCCCUCAGACCCACUCAGACCGUAGCUGUGAAAGACUCCUUCAGCAGUUCAGAGUUUCAGAUGAAACAAGAACACACACUUGAGGAACCAAGUGACAAUCUACGCAUAUUCUACCAGUUCCUGUAUAACCACAACACACAGCAGCAGACCGAGGCUAGAGAUGACCUCCACUGUCCCUGGUGCACUCUGAACUGUAGGAGACUCUACAGUCUCCUCAAACACCUCAAACUGGCCCACAGCAGAUUCAUCUUCAACUACGUGCCCCACCCUAAAGGAGCGAGGAUAGACGUGUCUAUUAAUGAGCGUUACGACGGGGUGCACGCUGGGAAUCCUCGGGAUAUUCACAGUCAGCCCGGCUUCGCCUUCAGCAGGAACGGACCCGUCAAGAGAUCCCCCGUCACGCACAUCCUCGUCUGCAGACCAAAGCGUCUCCUCCCCCCCAGUCUGUGUGAGUUCCUGGAGGCUGAUGGAGGAGAGGGAGACCAGCAGAGAAUCAUCCCUGGUCACAACCGCCUCUACUUCCGCUCAGACAGCUGUACCCCCAAAACACCCCAGGAGGUAGAUCACGACAGUGAGGAUGAGACGGACCCCUUCUGGCUCCGAGAGAGGACCAUCAUGCAAAUCCAGGAGUUUACAGACGUGAACGAUGGGGAGAAGGAGGUGAUGAAGCUAUGGAACCUUCACGUUAUGAAGUAUGGCUACAUAGCAGAUAACCAGAUGAACGGAGCCUGUCUGGCGUUUGUGGAAGGUUGCGGAGCAUACAUUGCCAGGAAGAACCUCUGUAGGAACUUCCUGUUACACCUGGUCAGCAUGCAUGACUUUAAACUGGUUACCACGACAACCAUCAACCAGGCCAUGACACGCCUCCGACACAUCCAGCAGACCCAGCGGCAGGAAGAUGGAGAGGGGGAUGGAGGAGAGUAUUGGGUGACAGCGCUGGAGUCUCCGUCUGAGCUGCAACCCGACUAUGCCACAUGUAAUGACGACCACACGGAUGGUAAGAGUAACCAUGGUAAUGGCCGCACGAAUGGAAUCGUCAUCGGCGAUGGCGAUGAAGCUGGUAGUUCUGUUGCUGUGGAAACGUCCAGGCCGAGCAAGAGGCAUAAGUUGUGAGGUACCCUCCGGCCCUCUCCUGGAGGAGUGAUGAGUAUCUAAAAUGAUGCCCGGUGAUUGGCUGAGUGGAGGGUGUGUUGGUGGUGAUUGGAGGGAAUAAUAAGAGAGACUCAUGACGACAGCAUUCCAAACAAGCACUGGGUGUUGGGUUUACCGUAUAGAGGUGGUGGGCCAGAAUCAUUUAAGUCAAUUUGGACACACACACACACACACACACACACACACACACACACACACACACACACACACACACACACACAGAGUCCCACUGGUUAUAGUAGGGAAACCUUGGUCUGGUUAUUCAGUCUUGCUUUGAUGUCAUUAGACUGAUGUUACAGUGACCAUGAGGUCUGUAAACGCAUCACUUUAGCAAUAACUUAGUCCCAACUGGCACCAUAUUCCUUUAUACUAGUGUGCACUACUUUUUUUACCAGGCCCUGCUAUAGACUAGGGGGUGCACUUGUACAUCAAGCUGUCUGCUAUAGAUUAGCAUUCUGUCCAGGGGAUGUACUUGUACAUCAAGCUGUCUGCUAUAGACUAGCAUUCUGUCCAGGGGGUGUACUUGUACAUCAAGCUGUCUGUUGUAGACUAGUAUUCUGUCCAGGAGGUGUACUUGUACAUCAAGCUGUCUGCUAUAGACUAGCAUUCUGUCCAGAGGGUGUACUUGUACAUCAAGCUGUCUGUUAUAGACUAGCAUUCUGUCCAGGGGGUGUACUUGUACAUCAAGCUGUCUGCUAUAGACUAGGGGAUGUACUUGUACAUCAAGCUGUCUGCUAUAGAUUAGCAUUCUGUCCAGGAGGUGUACUUGUACAUCAAGCUGUCUGCUAUAGACUAGCAUUCUGUCCAGGGGAUGUACUUGUACAUCAAGCUGUCUGCUAUAGACUAGCAUUCUGUCCAGGAGGUGUACUUGUACAUCAAGCUGUCUGCUAUAGACUAGGGGAUGUAGUUUAACAUCAAGCUGUCUGUUAUAGACUAGCAUUCUGUCCAGGAGGUGUACUUGUACAUCAAGCUGUCUGCUAUAGACUAGCAUUCUGUCCAGGGGAUGUACUUGUACAUCAAGCUGUCUGCUAUAGACAUUCAUUCUGUCCAGGAGGUGUACUUGUUCAUCAAGCUGUCUGCUAUAGACUAGCAUUCUGUCCAGGAGUGGUACUUGUACAUCAAGCUGUCUGCUAUAGACUAGCAUUCUGUCCAGGGGAUGUACUUGUACAUCAAGCUGUCUGCUAUAGACUAGCAUUCUGUCCAGGAGGUGUACUUGUACAUCAAGCUGUCUGCUAUAGACUAGCAUUCUGUCCAGGAGGUGUACUUGUACAUCAAGCUGCCUCACUACAGGAGCAGGAGGUGGGCUCCUGCCCUCUGGUCCGUUUUGGCUGUUACAAGGCUUUAGUACUCUAGGCCGAGGCCCAUAGGGUCCCUAUAUAUAUAGAUCAGUGGUUCCCAAACUGUUUCACUCAGGUCCCUCUUCCAGCAUUGGGGAACAUCCAUUUCUAUGGGCACAAGCACUGUUCAUGACCCAAACGGUUCACACCCCUAAAAUGUUGCAGAUUUUAAAGCUUAUUUCCUUGCAAUUCUAUACAUUUUGUCAUGUCUAAUGUGUUUUCUUGUGAUAUUUGAGUGACAAAAAAAUGAAUGUCUAUGGGCUAAAAAAAACAACCGUUAGCUGACGUGGGCUGGACAUUUCUGACAAGUUAUAUCUAAGUAAUGUAAUGACUGACAUGACGAAGAGGAACUGAUGAUGCAAUAACCUGUUUCCACACGUCGCCUUGUGUGUUCUACUAUUACAACUUUCAAGAGUCAGUUGAAAGCUGGACUGAGUUCCCCCUAGGGGGCCGCGCCCCACAGUUUGGGAACCGCUGAUAUAUGGAAUAGGAUACCAUCAGUAGUGUGUCCAUCCUCACUGGUUCAUCAGUACUGUGUCCAUCCUCACUUGUCCAACCUACUUUAGCCCCUGUCUUGUCUCAGGUGCCUGUUUGAGACAGACUUGGGUGUCUGUGCACUAGACAGGAAAUAGGGUGUCAUUUGGGAUAUUUGCUUUGGGACAAACUCAUUUAAAAAAAAUAUAUAUAUAUAUAGAGACGAACCGAAAAGACUUGGGUCGUCUUCACUUGGGAUGGACUACCUGAACAAUAUAAAUGUUUUCGUUUGCUAGACGUUUUUGCUACAGUGUGCACUAAUGAAUACAACCCUGAUGACGGACAGACUCUGCUGUAUUGUAUUGUUGUUUCUUUACAAGGGGAAUGGUUGGUUGUAUGAUGAUGCAUUCUGAAUUUGAGCAUUUUAUUGUUAUGUUUAUUACUAUGGGGGCCAUUUUGAGACUAAACUUGAGGGACUGAAGUCCAGCUCUUGGAAACAGUGUUGGACUAGAAGGUGUCUGGCUCAGGGUAGAAACAUCACUUUGCCCUCCCCCCCCAUCCUAAACUAAAUGUGUAUUGCUGUCAGACCUCUGUUUAAAUACUAUUUGGAGUCUUUAACGUUUGCUCUAGCCUGCCUGGAGUGCUAGAUGGGAGGGGAGUUGCAGUUUUGGGACUAGUCUUUUAGGUCCAUUUAAGCCAGGCAAGCUCAAUCAAGCACUGAUCAAGUAUUUGAACUCCGUUCUGGUUAGCACUCAAGUCAGUCACAGGAUCCAAUGGUGCCACUAGACAGAUGAUUCAGGCCCUCAGUGAGCACAGAGUAUUUAAACUCAGGUCUGGUUAGCACUCAAGUCAGUCAGGAUCCAAUGGUGCUACUAGACAGAUGAUUCAAGCCCUCAGCGAGCACAGAUCUCAGUCAUCUGUAACCUUUUUGAGGUUGUCAGGUCAUUAGGUCAAGGUUCAGUUACACUGCAUGACCACAUUCAUCAUCAAGCUGAAACCGUGCAGCACCCGCAUCCACUCACUGCUUUUGACCAGUGUCCCGAAUGGUUCCCUAUCUGGUAUACUACUUUUGACCAGGGUCCACAGGGUAGUGCACUACUUAUAGUGAAUAAGGUGCCAUUUGGGACGUACUCUUACUAUGUUGGAGUAAUUUGGGCACGGUCAGUGUUGACGUCUUCAGAAAGGUGACAUGUUGAUCUGCUGGACAUCAACAUUACAGUGGAGAGUUAAAUGUUGUUGAGUUUCCUGGCCAAAGGGAGUUGGAUCUGCUGGACAUCAACAUUACAGUGGAGAGUUAAAUGUUGUUGGGUUUCCUGGCCAAAGGGAGUUGGAUCUGCUGGACAUCAACAUUACAGUGGAGAGUUAAAUGUUGUUGGGUUUCCUGGCCAAAGGGAGUUGGAUCUGCUGGACAUCAACAUUACAGUGGAGAGUUAAAUGUUGUUGGGUUUCCUGGCCAAAGGGAGUUGGAUCUGCUGGACAUCAACAUUACAGUGGAGAGUUAAAUGUUGUUGGGUUUCCUGGCCAAAGGGAGUUGGAUCUGCUGGACAUCAACAUUACAGUGGAGAGUUAAAUGUUGUUGGGUUUCCUGGCCAAAGGGAGUUGGAUCUGCUGGACAUCAACAUUACAGUGGAGAGUUAAAUGUUGUUGGGUUUCCUGGCCAAAGGGAGUUGGAUCUGCUGGAGAU